GCGCUUAGAAGUCGGGACGUAGCUGUCCCCGCUUCUGAUCCUGUGGAGCCUUUCUGCGGGACCGGAACCAUAAAGAUAGACACAAUGGGUGAAAAUGGUGAUAGUGAAAAAUCUGCGCUAGAGGCCAAAAUCUGUCAUCAAAUUGAGUAUUAUUUUGGUGAUUUUAAUUUGCCACGGGACAAAUUUCUAAAAGAACAGAUCAAACUAGAUGAAGGCUGGGUACCUCUGGAGAUAAUGGUAAAAUUCAACAGGUUAAACCGUCUAACAACAGAUUUUAAUGUAAUAGUAGAAGCAUUGAGCAAAUCAAAAGUAGAACUCAUGGAAAUAAGUGAAGAUAAAACUAAAAUCAGAAGAUCUCCAAGCAGACCCCUCCCUGAAGUGACUGAUGAGUAUAAAAAUGAUGUAAAAAACAGAUCUGUUUAUAUUAAAGGCUUCCCAACUGAUGCAACCCUUGAUGACAUAAAAGAAUGGUUAGAAGACAAAGGUCAAGUACUACAUAUUCAGAUGAGAAAAACAUUGCACAGAGCAUUUAAGGGAUCAAUAUUUGUUGUGUUUGAUAGCAUUGAAAUUGCUAAGGAGUUUGUAGAGACUCCUGGCCAGAAGUACAAAGACACAGACCUGCUAAUACUUUUCAAGGAAGAUUACUUUGCAAAAAAGAAUGAAGAAAGAAAACAAAACAAAGUGGAAGCUAAAUUACGAGCUAAACAAGAGCAAGAAGAAAAACAGAAGUUAGCAGAAGAUGCUGAAAUGAAAUCUCUAGAAGAAAAGAUGGGCUGCUUGCUGAAGUUUUCGGGUGACUUAGAUGAUCAGACCUGUAGAGAAGAUUUACACAUCCUUUUCUCAACUCAUGGAGAAAUAAAAUGGAUAGAUUUUGUCAGAGGCGCAAAAGAGGGAGUAAUUCUAUUCAAAGAAAAAGCUAAAGAAGUACUGGAUAAAGCCAAAGAUGCAAGUAAUGGUAACCUGCAAUUAAGGAACAAAGAAGUAACAUGGGAAGUACUAGAAGGAGAGGUAGAAAAAGCAGCAUUGAAAAAAAUUAUGGAAGAUCAUCAAGAAUCCCUAAACAAAUGGAAGUCAAAGGGUCGCAAAUUUAAAGGGAAAGGAAAGGGAAAUAAGAUUGCCCAGACUGGAUCUGCUAAAGGAAAAGUACAGUUUCAGGGCAAGAAAACGAAAUUUGAUAGUGAUGAUGAAUGUGAUGAAAAUGGUGCAGCUGGACCAGAGAAAAGAGCGAGAGAAGAAACAGAUGGAGAAGAACCUGCAUCAAAACAACAAAAAACAGAAAACGGUACAGGAGACCAGUAGUUUAGUAAACUGUUUUAAAAUUCAUUUAAUUUAGGUUUUAAUCUACUUUUGUCAUUGGAGCUUUUUAAAAAGAAAACCGAAUUAGGUCCACUUCAAUGUCCACCUGUAAGAAAAGAACAUUUUUUUUUGUUGUUUGUCUUUUUGUUUUUAAAUGAGGAUUUUUUUAAUGUAUAGCUCUGUUACCAGAUGAUUCAAUUAUCAAAAGGUUCUUCCACUAAACUACCUUUUUAAUAUGAGAAUAUAUUAGUAUAAACUUUAAUAAAAUAAAUAUAUGCUAUAUAAAAAGAG
Messenger RNA from Orycteropus afer afer, 1587 nucleotides. RefSeq names its product small RNA binding exonuclease protection factor La (gene SSB). Gene Ontology annotation, cellular component: ribonucleoprotein complex; nucleus; cytoplasmic stress granule. The record is from RefSeq and is a predicted model, not a curated record. Gene Ontology annotation, biological process: RNA processing; positive regulation of translation. Gene Ontology annotation, molecular function: RNA binding. Lineage: Eukaryota; Metazoa; Chordata; Mammalia; Tubulidentata; Orycteropodidae.